Messenger RNA from Paraphaeosphaeria sporulosa, 855 nucleotides. RefSeq lists its product as uncharacterized. The record is from RefSeq and is a predicted model, not a curated record. The transcript has 2 exons. NCBI's taxonomy places the organism in Eukaryota, Fungi, Ascomycota, Dothideomycetes, Pleosporales, Didymosphaeriaceae. Bases 1 to 855 code for a protein of 284 amino acids.
AUGGUCAUUAAUGAAACUCAGCUUGACAAAAGGAGACGCCAAAAUCGGGAUUCGCAACGGCGGUUCACUGUAGGAGAAAGAAAUAAAUCAAGGCGGUCGAACUCGUGGGGCAAUCCGACCGGCAACCACGGGCAACAACUUGCAGCUCUCGACGAACUGUCAGCGUCGCUGGGAUCGAAUUCCAGUAGUCUGUCAUCGGAGCACCCUAACACGUUUAUUUCGAACGACUACCAGAGCCUGCUUUCUCCCCAAGGCUGCUCGGAGGGAUAUAAUAACUGGUCGAGCAACAAGGGGCAGUCAAACACGCGCGGGGAGGUGCUGUACCGCCAUGGACCCCCUACUAACGACUCCAAUCCUUUACCAUCGGGACAGAUGAGCCUUCCGCCUCUCAACGAACAGUUCCCAUUGCAUGGUAUUCCCAUGAACGUGGAACACGCAAACACAGGUCGCCAGCAAGAGCAGCAGCCGCACAAUAUCGGAGAUACACGUGCAAGCAGGAAAGAUGGUAUGCUCUCCCCCGUUUCGCUGCUUGAUGUGGACAAACGCAUCGGUUCCGAGGUUUCGAAGCCAUUUCGGCCUCAAGAGUUGUUCUUUCAACACCCUGGGCAAAGGGUGAGGAGAAGGUCUGAGUCCAGAGCCGAGCAAAUGAUAGCGGAUGUAGAGAAACUCUACGAGUUCGGCAUUAGUCUGUCGCUAUUUCCCGAGGAUCUGUUACUCCGAAACUCAUUGCGAAGGAUGAAGGAGCGGUUCCAGAGCCUCGUGGUGUUGGGCGACGUUUCGUCUAGUGAGGGGGAUCUGUACGACGGCGACCCCGCAGAUAGAGACAGUGAUGAUGAGCAAGAGUACGGUGAAUGA